Messenger RNA from Penicillium atrosanguineum, 1365 nucleotides. RefSeq names its product putative UDP-galactose transporter. Gene Ontology annotation, cellular component: Golgi membrane. Lineage: Eukaryota; Fungi; Ascomycota; Eurotiomycetes; Eurotiales; Aspergillaceae. The record is from RefSeq and is a predicted model, not a curated record. Gene Ontology annotation, molecular function: UDP-galactose transmembrane transporter activity. Bases 1 to 1365 code for a protein of 454 amino acids. Gene Ontology annotation, biological process: pyrimidine nucleotide-sugar transmembrane transport. The transcript has 4 exons.
AUGGGAGAUCGCUCACAACGUCAGCCAUCAUGGGUGCGGGAUGCGACGAGAAAUGUGCCCUGGAUUUUACUCACGGCGCAGUCCACUGGAUUCGUGUUGUUGGCUCAUUACUCCCGUGUUAUGCCGCCCACCGGUGGAAAGCGAUACCUGACCUCUACCGCGGUUUUCCUGAACGAGGUCGUCAAACUGACCAUUGCACUCACAAUGGCUCUCUACGACGUCUCGAAGACCGCACCGCCGUCCCUUCCCGCUACAUCCCUAUUCUUCUCUCUCACAAGCGCCGUAUUCUCAGGGGAUAGCUGGAAACUGGCUAUCCCUGCAAUUCUAGGUGUCCUUUCCAACUCCCUCCAAUACAUUGCUCUGUCCAAUAUGCGGGCAGCAACCUUCCAGGUCACAUUCCAGCUGCAGUUUUUGACAACGGCAAUCUUUGGUCUGAUGUUUCUGGGCCGCAACAUUGCGCCGCGCAAGUGGGGGUUGCUGCUAUUGUUGGUGGUUGGUGUUGCUUUAGUGCAGAUUCCCGAUGCCAACUCCGAGCCGAUGGCGUUACAGGAAGAUGGCUCUUCGCUCCACUUCCCUCGUUCUCUCGAGGAAUGGAAGGCUGUGAAGGGUGGUGGAAACCUACACAAGCGGUCUGCUACGUACGAGGGCAUUGAGGAGGAUAUUGAGACCAUUGACCCAAGGCUCAAUGCUGCGAUUGGUCUACUUUCGAUUAUUGGCGCUGCAGUCGCGUCUGGACUCGGGGGCGUCUAUUUCGAGAAGGUGCUGAAGGAUAGCUCGAGCCACACUUCUCUGUGGGUGCGUAACGUGCAGUUGGCUGUUUACUCUAUCUUCCCGGCUCUGUUCAUUGGCGUUGUCUUCCGAGAUGGCGACAACAUCGCCAAUGACGGGUUCUUCCAGGGCUACAACUGGCCCGUCUGGUCUGCUAUUGUUGUCCAGGCUCUUGGUGGCAUUCUCUCUACCUUUUCCAUCAGUCACGCACAGAGAGAUGCUAAGUCUCUGGCAACCACUGCGAGCAUACUCACAAGUAUCGUUGGAAGCUUCUGGCUCUUCAACUUUGAGCUCACGGCAAGCUUCUUUAUUGGCUCGGCUGCAGUCCUAGUCGCUGUUCACUACUAUGGUAACCCUAGCUUCAGCCCGUCGGGCAAGAUCCCUCCGCCAAUUCGCGUGGAUUCGUAUGAAAAGGAGGGCGGCGGUGAUGGAUCGCCUGUUGCACCACCUAAUGAUUUCUCCAUCAAGCUUCCAAGCUCCCCCUUCUUAUCAUCAGAUGGCAUGUCAAGCUCCCGACCCACAUCUCCUAACCCGGGCCAAACUCGUGUGAGCUCAAGUCGGAAUGUGAGCAGCAGCAGCUAUUUUGAAAAGGAGUAA